Messenger RNA from Amphibalanus amphitrite, 3522 nucleotides. RefSeq names its product sal-like protein 1. The record is from RefSeq and is a predicted model, not a curated record. The transcript has 3 exons. The coding region runs from base 261 to 1379 and encodes 372 amino acids. NCBI's taxonomy places the organism in Eukaryota, Metazoa, Arthropoda, Thecostraca, Balanomorpha, Balanidae. Gene Ontology annotation, molecular function: DNA-binding transcription factor activity; histone deacetylase binding; RNA polymerase II cis-regulatory region sequence-specific DNA binding. Gene Ontology annotation, cellular component: nucleus; cytoplasm. Gene Ontology annotation, biological process: regulation of transcription by RNA polymerase II; cell fate commitment.
CGGCGCGUCGGCCGGUCAGUCCGGUGGCUGGCGUCGAGCGGGGCGUGUCGUGGCGCGAGGUGCGCGGACGGACAGUGCAGUGGGCAGGCAGGCCGUGUGUGUACGACCCGACACCAGCCGGAUACAGCCUCAGCCCAGAACUAUGUCCGCUCAGAUGACUUCUAGAGGUUGAUGGCGGCACAAGUGCAGGCACCGAGCAUGCACCGUCGUCGUCGCGUCCGUUGGAAGUCUGAUCUCGCCACUCUCGCUGCCGCCGCGCCAUGAAGCUGUACCCGCAAACAUCGCCCGACUCAGUGCAGGCGUGGAGCCAGGAGGACUUUGGCUACGAGCCCACUGACAGCAAGGCCGGCCUCCAGUCGGCCCUGGACACCAUCUUCCGGUCCCAGUCGCCCGUGCCCAGCUCCUCGUCGGCACAAUGCGCCGCCGCCUCGUCGUCCAGUUUCGCCGAGCUGAAGCCGGUGCCGCCGCUGAAGGCGCUGACCCAGUGCGACUUUGUGGGCAGCUCGGUCGAGCCGGCGGGAUCUCCCGGCGGGUACUACCCGGCGCCGGAGCCCGGCCCCGGCACGCCCGACCUCGUGUCCACCACGACCUCCGGUAUGGGUGAGCUGCCCGAGGCGCUGCCGCUCAAAACUGAGGUCACCGAGUCGGUCAUGAUGAAACCGGCCGAGACCUGCGGCAUCGACAACUACCUGCCCAACGACAUGGUCGACGACGACUUCGCCUCGAUCAUCGGCACCGCGAUGGUGGACCCGCAGCUCGCCGUGCCGGAGAGCAUGGACCUGGGCAGCUUCACCAGCAGCGACAUGCACGACCUGGAGGCGUGGAUCGAGGGCCAGUCGCAGGCGCAGCUGCGGUACAGCGCUGCCAGCUCGGCCGGCCUCGGCGGCCAGCCCCAGCAGGUGCACACCACCGUCCCCUACAGCACCUCCAGCCCCAUGCUGCAGAACCUGCUGGCCGGCAACGGGUGCGCGCCCACGUUCGCCAGCAGCUCGGCGCGGCCGCCACCGCCGCCCGGCUACGGCAUGCUGCACAACAUCCAGCUGCAGCAGCGGCUGCAGCGGCCCCUGGUCACCUACAGCCCGCCCAGCUACUCCAUCGAGCCGCCCAGCAGCAGCAGCGGCAGCAGCGGGGGCAGCAGCGCCAAGAAGCGACGGCCCAUCGUGUCGAUGCCGAUCGCCACCGAAGGCACCAAGGAUAAGUUGGUGCACCGAUGCACCAUCUGUAACCGCGGCUUCCUCAACAAGUCCAACAUCAAGGUCCACCUCCGCACCCACACCGGCGAGAAACCCUUCAAGUGUGAGACGUGCAAUAAGGCGUUUCGACAGAAAGCACAUCUCCUCAAGCACUACAACAUCCAUAAGCGCAUCAGCAGAGACUGACCCCAGCUGUGCGCUAGCGGCCGGCGACGGCGCCGAUUGUGCGAGGCGUUCGCGGCGCUUCCAGUGCUCGUUCGACACUCGUGGCGCAGUGUGCCGCGCCUGCGCCAGGUUCGUCUCUCGGGCGGCGUGCAAUGCGGACGUGAGCGGCGCGCGCGCGCUGCGCGUCCAUCUUUCAAGGUUGUCUCGGCGCACCGCGGGCCGGUCGUCGUCCGGCGGAGAAAGCCCGGCCGCCCACCGCCGCCGCGCCGCCGCCCGUCGACCCACUGGCGGGUCAGUGGCUCCGGCGGCCGCGCGGCGCCACCUGUCACGCGCCGCACCGGGCGCAGCGCGCCGCCGGGGCUGGCCCCCUGUCUCGGAGGAGGCCGCGGUGACCUGGCAGGGUCCGGCGCAGGGCCGCAGGGGUUAGGGAACGGAUGGCAGGCGAGUUUUGGUAAACGACCGCGCGCCGGUCGCCGCCGCCGGCCGGCUAACACCAAAAGUGUUCUGGUUCCCAAGUGGGUCAGUCGGAUCCAGCGACUGGUGAAUCUGGGUCGACGUUCGGCGGCGCGGCGCGGCGGCAGUGGCGCAUGCGCGGCUAGGAGCGGCGCAGUCGGGCGUGACGUCACCUGGUGUGUCAGUGGAGAGAGGGCCGGAGGAGCCGGACAGAGGGGUGGACGCCGUCGGAAGCCUGCGCUGGGAACGGGACCGGUGUGCGUGCGACGAUCGACGAUCGACGAUCGCGCGACUGACGGGACUGGUGACCGUGACUGACGGGACUGGUGAUCGCGACUGACGGGGAGUGGUGCUGACUGAAAGACUAGACUAGCGUCGUACCUGAGCGGUCAAUUGAGUGGUCUUUUUUUCUUAGGGCUCUGUUCUUAGGUCUAGUACUGACGGAAUCAUUGCUCUACGACAGACUGAAAGUCUUAAACGAGUAUGUACGUUUUAGGUACACAUCUACACACGCGAACCGACUCGCGCUCAUCUAAUGCAUCUCGAGUAUCACAUCGACGACUCUAAAAUAGCUGGUUCAUGGGGGUUUCACUGGCGGCGCGGCGCGCGGCGGUGCGGCGGCCGGGCCUCGCCGGCUGCCCAGUCCGGUGGAAAGCGGACGUCCUAGAUCUGUGUGACACUUUGGGCCGCCUCGGAGCCGCCGCCGGGCCGGGCCGGGCCGGGCUGCUCGGGCUGACACCGGCGGCCCGGCGGCGCUCCGGUGUGACGGGUGCCACCGGCAGCGGCCGACCGGCGCUCCCAGCGCCCUCUGGCGCCGCGCAGGGGGCGGCCGUGUCGUGGCCAGCGCCCGCAGCGAUCUGGGUCAAAGAACAAAGCCGGGUGGCGGCCCGGCCGGCCGCGGAAGCCACCAACGCCCGCUGUUGUCGCGGGCGGGCCCUGGGGCUGGCUUACAGGGGCGGCGAGGCGUUACGGGACGUAGGAGCGUUACGGGGUGGUAGGGGCGUUAGGGGGUGCGCGGAUGGCCGCGAGGGGUACUGGAGUGGACCUGGCGCCCGACUGGCUCGCCGGGUAGCGUCCGAGUCUCAAAGGUAUCCGUAUCCCCGCUGUGACCCGCCCGCCCGGCAGCGCUCGCCGCCCGUCCCCCGUCGCCCGCAGAGUCUGCAAUGUCCGUCUCCCUGGCCCGUCGCCGGCCAACGGCUUGUGAUACACACCGUGGACGACUUGUCGAUAUUUAUUGAUGCCUUGUACGCGCCACUCGCGCAACGUUUCCGUCCCGCUGCCUGUACAAACGGUUCCCACCGCCGCGGGCGCACGUGCGAGCCCGCGGCGCCUCCGUCCGCGCCGCUCGCCCCUUCGGCCGCACCGCGCUGUUGUUGUGUUGUUCUAAGGUAUUUCGUCUAUUUAUUUCCUUGUUUGGCUGGGUGCGGCGGUGAGCCGCCAGUGAGACUGCGGUGAUGAGAGGCCCUCGAAAGCGGCACGUCUGUCCGGACGCUGAGCUGUUGUUGAUUUUACUUGUUGCAAUGACCUGUGCUGUUUUGUUAAUGUCGGAUCCAAAGGUAAUUUUUGGAUGUUUCGUCCUCCGUGUUUUGAGUGUGUCGGUUACUGCGAGUACCUAUAGUUACCAGUAGAGGAGGGUCUUUUGAUGUGUUCGUUUUAUCAUCACCUCAAGAUACUUUAUUGUGAAAGCCUGUAAUAAAAUGGAAACACAUUC